AUGACAACAAUGACAGCCAUGAUAGGAGGCCAUUUUUGUGCAAUCUUCAUGCUAAUAGCGGGAUUGGACCUCGUUCUGAGCGAUGUGCACGAGUAUCGUCUGGUACGAGAUUUGCUUAGAAAUUACGAGAAGCGGAUUAUGCCAUCCCAAAAUAGUUCCAAACCUUUAAAUGUGAAGUUUGGUGUGGCGCUGGCCCAAAUUAUAGACGUGGACGAGAAGAAUCAAAUUAUUACUACCAACUGUUGGCUGAAUUUGGGAUGGCUCGAUUACAUGCUGAAAUGGGACCCAAAGAAAUAUAACAAUAUUGACGUUGUCAGGAUACCUUAUUCAGAUGUUUGGAAACCCGACAUAUUAUUGUACAAUAAUGCAGAUGUAGGGUCUUCGCUAUCGUCAGUCAGCACAAAUGUAAUCGUCACUCCGGACGGAAAUGUUACGUGGUUGUCCAUGUGGAUAUUUAAGAGUUCUUGUUCUAUGGAUGUGCGUUACUUUCCAUUCGAUGUCCAGAAUUGCAGUAUGGAAUUUGCUUCUUGGACGUUCGAUAAUAUGAAGCUAAAGAUGGUGAAAAUGGGCGAGAACGGGGACCUAACUAAUUACAUACCUAGUUCUGAAUGGGAGCUUAUAACAUUUAGUUACAACCUACAUCCCGUCAACUUCUCGUGUUGUCCCGUCCCGUAUGACUUCAUGAAGUAUUACAUCGUGCUGAAGAGACGACCUUUGUUUUACUUGUUUAACAUGGUGAUGCCGUGUAUACUCAUCACUCUGGUGGCUCUCCUUGGCUUCUAUAUGCCCUCGGACUCAGGAGAGAAAAUAUCCAUGGGGAUUACCACGUUGCUGUCCAUGACAGUCUUCUUAAUGAUCGUGGCCGAACGACUGCCUCCUGUGUCAGACGUGGUACCCCUCAUAGGUUUGUAUUACGGCAUCACCAUCGCAAUUGUCUCAUUCGCCACCGCGAUGAAUGUAUUCACGUUGAAUAUUCACCACAAAGGCUCCCGAGGGUUUGAGGUUCCCAUGUUACUAAAGAAGGUUUGCUUUGGUGUCUUUGCCCGGAUCCUGUUUAUCAAGCUGGAUCUACCGGAACCUCCACCGGAGCCGGGAAUGGAAAAAGUUCCACAAGGAGAAUACUACAAAUUUGACAAAUUCGAAACAGAAGUUCCUUCUGAAAAUGGUGGUGUUUCCCCACGAUUCACCAGACGCUUGAACGUCGCAAACAGUGAAUAUUGUGAACGACAGUUUGUGCGGGUACUACAAAAAGUGAAUUGGACAAUUGAAAGGAACGAAAUGCGUUUAGCGGACCAAGAUCGAAAAGAUUUCAUAAAAUUGGAGUGGCAGCAGGUGGCGCUAGUAAUAGAUCGGACAUUGCUGGUUUGUUUCCUUAUCCUCUUGUUUGCUGUGACGCUUUCAAUCCUGGUCCCACCUGACGACGAACUCGGGGAUAUUAAGGGUCACUGA
This is a messenger RNA of Ylistrum balloti, 1449 nucleotides long. Its product is annotated as neuronal acetylcholine receptor subunit alpha-10-like. The record is from RefSeq and is a predicted model, not a curated record. The transcript has 7 exons. Gene Ontology annotation, molecular function: transmembrane signaling receptor activity; acetylcholine-gated monoatomic cation-selective channel activity. Gene Ontology annotation, cellular component: neuron projection; synapse; postsynaptic membrane. Gene Ontology annotation, biological process: signal transduction; monoatomic ion transmembrane transport; nervous system process. NCBI's taxonomy places the organism in Eukaryota, Metazoa, Mollusca, Bivalvia, Pectinida, Pectinidae. Bases 1 to 1449 code for a protein of 482 amino acids.